Molecule: messenger RNA, 1095 nt
Organism: Hylaeus anthracinus
Lineage: Eukaryota; Metazoa; Arthropoda; Insecta; Hymenoptera; Colletidae
Exons: 3
Coding region: 622-1095 (157 amino acids)
Source: RefSeq, a predicted model, not a curated record
UUCCGUUUCGUUUAAAAAUAACAUCUACAUCGCGUAAACAUCUAGUGUCUCGAACGAGUGGAUUCGCUUUAAUACAGUGAGUUGUCGUGAUUCGUAACUCCACGAAAAUAGGUAACGUUAUUUCGUAUAUUACUUCACGAUUGUCUCCGAAGGUGAACUGUCAAAUACAAGUUGAUGUACUGUGAUUGCGUUAUUAUCGAAAUGAGAAGAAUAUCGAAUAUCGCGAGAGUUUAAGAAGUUCGGGCAAACUGUUGGCGAUAGAGAAUAUCGCUUGUGCGCGUAAGACCUCGUGCAGCCCUCGAUUAAGAUAGCCAGCCACUGUGAAUCCGGUUUGGCAAAAGUUGCGAUCAAUAACUCUCUGUUUAGGUUAGAGCAACUGUUACUGUUCCUCGUGUUGUGCGUGUAACUAUGUCACGUGCUUUCAAAAACUGUGAAUUGACCGAUAACUAAUUCACAUCACUACUUUCGCGUGCGUCUCAUAAUUGAGACCGCUCGUUCGCUUGUGAACACCAAUAACCCAUUUACGUUCGUGAACACGUGAACACGUUUUCGAUACACGAAUGUCGUUCUUUCGGUUGGCACGGUCAUCUCUGAAUCGCAGAAGUGGAGGUAUUCUGCGAAAUGGCAUUAAAUAUGGAGCCCUCCUCCUCGAGCCAAACGAUCGGCUGCAUUGGAAAGUGCAAUUAUAAAUUAAAAUGCGACCAUUUAGACAAGUUGACAGAUAAUAUAAAGAACACUCUGGAAGACAAAGAGGGCAUGAAAAUGUUCAAAGAAUACAUAAAGGAACAUAACACAUAUAACGAUUGUGUGGAGCUGUACGAAACCUGCGACGAAUACCUCAAAACAUGGGGAAAGAAUGAGCACCAAAUAAAAUCUCGGAUCAAGACAGUCUUGGAAAAGGUGAACAAAUUGGACGUUCCUGGGUUCGACUCGGCGCUUCAAACAAGAAUGAGUACAUUUGAAUCGAGAACCGACUGGAAGGACGAGGCGUUUCAAAUUUUAGGAGAUAUCAUACUUCAUUGUUUCAAUUAUUUGGCGUCUAUCCACGAGAGUUUCAAAAAACAGGUGGCGAAGCCGUGCUCUUCGAUCGAAUAA